GGAGACGAGUUUGAGUUUGAGAUUAUUAUUGUUUUUUCGGAUUGUGGACGGAUUGAGUUUGUUUGGUCUUCGCGCAUAUCAGGAAGUUAUAUAGCGGAAUUUGUGCAAUGGUGGUUGUUGUUAGUGUAGUAUUUUGAUGAGAUUCUGUUGGGCGAAGAGGGGAGGAGAGAAGUGUCGGCUUAUUCGCGAUUUUGUUUAGUCUGAACGCGGCAUGGAGGAAUACGUUGUGUGGUUUAUCGAUGUUUCACGGCGUUCUUGAGUUUCGCACGCGUGUAUUUUACGCUUUUGAAGAACGCUCGAGCUGAGUGAGGACUCAAUUGGAAUGCAGAGUGUAGCCAGUUCUCGUAGAUUUCUCAGCAAGACCCAAAGCCAGAUCGUGUCUCCUGCCCCCUGAGUUGUACAAAGAGCCACCGGUAUCAUUUGUCGAUCGCCUGUCCUGGAUAUGGCUGUCUUAGAAAAGCGACCCGCAUGGAGGGGAGUGUUAGUCGCCAGAGAAAAGACCAUACAAUGUCUGGAAUGCCUCAAUCCUCCGUUUACAAUGCCACAAGAAUUGCAGUUGGAAGGGGCCUUUAAAGAAGCCUUCAUUUUCAAUCCCUGCGGAAUGGGGCACUUUGUAUUAAGGCCUCUUGGAACUACAGCCAAUUUGGUGCAUAAGUGGAUAGAGUUCAACACAUAUCUGCGCAAUCAAGCGAAGGUUGGAGUUGUGCUGUUGCAGGAUUGGGAGCUUUUCAUUUUACCUCCAAAGUCCAUUCCUGUGGCUGACCUUUCUGCUGAAGUCUAUUACCGGGCCAGAGCUAAAUUGAAGAGCCCUGCUUGCGUAUCUCAAACACAAGUAAUGGCUGGAAGUACACUUCGUUCUGGAACUCGCGUACACCCAAGCCAUCUGGAAACACUAGAGCAGAUGCACGCUGCUUGGGUAUUUGGAGCUGUCGCAGAGCUCAUCGACAAUGCUCGCGAUGCUAAGGCUACACGUUUGGAAAUAUCGAUUGAGGAUAUGGUAUUAGGAGAAACUGGAACUGUUCCUGUACUUCAGAUGGUCGAUAAUGGGCUCGGCAUGAACCAUGAAGAAAUUGUCAAGAUGUUAUCAUUUGGACACAAAAGGCCAGGGGAAAGUGACGCGGAACAGAUUGGGCACUUUGGAGUUGGGUUUAAGACAGGUGCAAUGAGAAUCGGUCGAGAUGCUGUGAUUUUCACUCAGAAGAAGGACACCUGUUCCAUGGGCUUUCUUUCGAAGUCUUACAACGCCAAUCUCGAGGAUCUUGAGGUCCCAAUUGUAACAUACAAGAGAUUUAGCAGCGGACAAAUUUCGUUAGAUGAGAGUGUUUGUACCAAACAAGACGAAGAGAAGUGCAAGAAGGCUGUCACAAAGCAUUCCCCAUUUAUUAAUGACAUCAGUAUUGGGGCUCAGUUUGCAAGGAUUGAAAACACAGGCACACGUAUUUUUGUGUACAAUUUAGAGCAGUGGGACGGCAAGUGUAUCUUUGAAUGGAAUAGAAGCCUUGACCCCGAGACUAAUGCUCAAAAUGAGAAAAAUGAACUUGAAGAUAUUAAGAUUCGGUCGAGACGGGUACGAGUUCGAGCUGGGCAGACAAGUAAACAGGUUCCACUUGACUUUUCUUUAAGGGCAUAUACGGAGGUCCUAUUCUUAGUCCCCAGCAUGAAGAUAUACUUGCAAAGGUCUCUGGUCAACACAAGAAAUUUGGCUAAGACUUUGCAAAAUGUGGAGAGAUUUCAGUAUCAUUUUGUUCAUGAAAAGGAUCCUAUCAAGAAUAAAUUGAUUCCUUUAACUCUUGGAAAGCUACAAAUUGAAUACGACCGAGGGAACUGCGGAAUCUUUCUCUACUGGCAUGGACGACUUAUUGAGGCCUACAAGAGAGUAGGGGAUAUGGUGCAUAGUGCAGACAUCGGUCGUGGAAUUAUUGGAAUUAUGGAUGUUACUGACAUAAUGGACUUUGGUGAUGGAAAAGUAGGGGUGUUAAACAACAAGCAAGGCUUCACUGAUAGUGAUAGAUUCUCGAAGUUGGAAAAGUGGCUGGAUAAGACUUUUGGCGAAUACUGGGACAACAAUUUUGAUAAGUUCGGUUUGUUCGAGAAGGAAAAAUUAAAGGAGGGCGAAAGGCUUGUACAUGAUGCGGAAUGGGUACAGUGCAUGAAGUGCUCAAAAUGGCGGGAGCUCCCCAAAGGCUGGUGUGCUGAUGACCUGGUUGGUGACUGGUUUUGCUAUAUGAAGCCCUUCGAAGGAAAUUGUGAUAUGGCGGAGGCCGUUCAAGAUAAUGUUAUUACAGUGGCAAUUAACCGGGACGGGAACAAGAAGGUUGCUCCGGUAUUUGUGACAAAUGAUUCUGACGCUUCGUUGGUUGUCAAUCCAGAAUCAUCAACCAGUAGUCUCGACAUUGGAGCGACGAAAACUUUGAAGCGUCUCAAGCGUUCGAGACCAGGUUCGGGGCCCAUCAAGAUCGAGAGAAAGAAGUCUAAGCCUUGAAUGCCCACAAUAAGACAUAGAAGCACAAAAUGAUGGGCCUGUACUUGCAUGGGCAAAACAACUCUGUAAAUAUGAGGCGAUGUAGAUUUUCUUCUCGCGGUAGAGAUUUUCUAAGUUAGUUUCUGCUUGGCUGGCCUUGUUUGAAAUCCUUGCCGUUAGGCUCUACUUUCAAAUCGUAAGCACCUUCAGUGCUGCUUUUGUUGGGUUAGCUUGAUGAUUUUGAGGUCCAUCAAUGUAAAUGGUCGAAGUUUUGGAUGAUUGGAGAUAUUGUCGUUUUCUAGAAAAGCGUUUGUUGUUUUUUAGUAGAGAGUGAUUAGGAUGAGGUGGACAUGUCUUACACCUCCGAGUUUGUAAACCUACGCUCGUAAUCUUCUUUGUAAACUUCGUUUUUCAUUUUGUAGAUUCUAAGUAAAGUCUUCACUUAGUGAGUGGUCAAGUGAAGGCUGAGUGCUGGAGUGGAGGCUUUUUUAUAGUUUUGUUUGCACUUUCUGUUCGACGGCAAUGAAAACCUUUAGACUGA
This is a messenger RNA of Physcomitrium patens, 3002 nucleotides long. RefSeq lists its product as uncharacterized. Lineage: Eukaryota; Viridiplantae; Streptophyta; Bryopsida; Funariales; Funariaceae. The record is from RefSeq and is a predicted model, not a curated record. Gene Ontology annotation, molecular function: zinc ion binding; ATP hydrolysis activity. Gene Ontology annotation, cellular component: nucleus.